This is a messenger RNA of Pistacia vera, 1979 nucleotides long. RefSeq names its product transcription termination factor MTERF2, chloroplastic. NCBI's taxonomy places the organism in Eukaryota, Viridiplantae, Streptophyta, Magnoliopsida, Sapindales, Anacardiaceae. The coding region runs from base 76 to 1755 and encodes 559 amino acids. The record is from RefSeq and is a predicted model, not a curated record. Gene Ontology annotation, molecular function: double-stranded DNA binding. The transcript is spliced from 6 exons. Gene Ontology annotation, biological process: regulation of DNA-templated transcription.
UCCACCCUUCAACAACAACAACAGCAGCAGCAGCACGAUGGCAUCCCGCCUGAAGACAAAAUUAAACUCCUCGAAAUGUCUCUCGUGGCCAAACGGCCCCCGCAAUUCCCAGGCUCUAUUUACGACGCGUCAGACUCAUUAUUACAACCUCUUCAAACCCUCUUUAAAUCCAACAACCUUAAAAACGUCGAAAAAAAAAAUGAGGAUCCUGAUGAAGUUGAUGAGGAAAUGAUAAUGAAGGCGUUGGAGAUAAGGAGGAAAGUGACUGCUGAGAUAUUCAAGCAGGCAAUGAGGAAGGGUAAAUUUGGAAUCACAUAUUCUACUAACGUGACUGAGAGGUUGGCUGAUUUUAUUGAUCAUGUUAUGAUAAAGGCUGCGGCUUUGAAGAAGUUACCUGAGUUUGCCGAGUCCACGUUUAAUGUUCGCGCUAAAACUGUUAUAGAAGACUCUAAUGUUGUGCCACUUAUAAGGUGGUUGAAACAUAAUGGGCUGUCUUAUCCGAAAAUUGCGAAACUAAUAUGCAUGUCAAGAGGGAAUAUUGAGUGCAUAAGGAGGCUUGCUGAGUGGCUGAAGUCAAUUCAUGUGAAGGGUGAAUUUCUUGGGGUUGCACUCCUGAAAUCGGGAGGGAACGUUUUGGAGCGCAGCCAUGAAGAAUUAGGUGAGAUUGUUGACUAUUUGGAGAGCAAUGGAGUCAGAAGGGAUUGGAUGGGGUACGCCAUGAGCCGGUGUCCGCAAUUAUUGUCUUACAACAUUGAGGAAUUGAAAACACGUGUGCAUUUUUACUUGGAUAUGGGCAUGAAUGCAAAUGAUUUUGGCACUAUGGUCUUUGAUUAUCCUAGGGUGCUUGGCUUUUUUAGUCUAGAAGAGAUGAAUCAAAAGGUUGCUUAUCUAAAGGAGUUUGGCCUUAGUACUGAAGAUGUUGGAAGAUUACUAGCAUUUAAGCCACAGUUGAUGGGUUGUAGCAUUGAAGAAAGAUGGAAGCCUCUUGUUAAGUAUUUGUACUACUUUGGAAUUUCACGAGAUGGUAUGAAGAGAAUGCUUGUGAUCAAACCAAUGGUUUUUUGUGUCGAUUUGGAAGCAACAAUUGUUCCAAAGGUGCAAUUUUUUCAGGAUAUAGGUGUUCGAGAUGAUGGCAUAGCCAAUAUGCUUGUAAAGUUUCCUCCUUUACUAACAUACAGCCUUCACAGGAAAAUUCGGCCUGUGGUCAUAUUCUUGAUGACCAAAGCUGGAGUCAGCGAAAGAGAUAUUGGUAAGUGUAUAGCUCUGGGACCAGAGCUCUUGGGAUGCAGCAUAGGGAAUAAGCUUGAGGUCAAUGUGAAAUAUUAUCUGUCACUUGGCAUAAAAUUUCAGCAACUAGGAAAGAUGAUUGCUGAUUUUCCCAUGCUACUACGAUACAAUAUUGAUCUGCUCCGUCCAAAGUAUCGUUAUUUAAGAAGAACCAUGGUCCGUCCUUUGCAGGAUCUCAUCGAGUUUCCAAGGUUUUUCAGCUAUUCUCUUGAAGAUCGAAUAAUUCCAAGGCACUGGGUUAUGGUGGAGAAUCAGGUUAAUUUUAAACUGCGAUAUAUGUUGGCUUGUUCUGAUGAAGAGUUCAGACAGAAGGUUGUAGAUAAGGUGGAAGGACGCCGGUUAUAUGAACUAAAUCUAAUGAAUGGAGCUCCUACCGAUUCCCAAACAGCUGAUGUCUCUUUUAGGGACGGGGAGGUAGUUGAUUGUUCUGAACCUCAAGCAAAUGAUUCAAAGGAAGAAAGACUUUGAUAGUGAGAAUUCUCAAAGCUGCUUAUCUGGGUGAAUUAGAAGUUUGGUGCUCACUGUUUCCAUCUGUAUAGACCUCAUCAAAUUUUCAAUGCAUAUAUCUUUUGCCCUUCUCCGGUUUCAACAGGAAGCAAAAGUUCAUUACUAAAAUGUAAAUGGCAUGUAUUUAAUUUCAAAUAUUGUAAAAGAAUAGAUUUGCACUAAGAUAUCAUCAAAUGUUGAACUCA